Messenger RNA from Maniola jurtina (meadow brown), 1939 nucleotides. Its product is annotated as spermine oxidase-like. The coding region runs from base 160 to 1551 and encodes 463 amino acids. The record is from RefSeq and is a predicted model, not a curated record. NCBI's taxonomy places the organism in Eukaryota, Metazoa, Arthropoda, Insecta, Lepidoptera, Nymphalidae. The transcript is spliced from 8 exons. Gene Ontology annotation, molecular function: polyamine oxidase activity.
AUUUGCAAAGUAAAUAAACCACUUUGCUCCUUUUUUACGUUUUUGUAAACAUUUUUUUUAAUAUAAUAAAUCCUUAUUUUAAAGUAAAUUCUUGUGCUAAAGCGCAGCCAAACAAUAUAAGUGCGAGUUAAAGAGCAAUUUGUAUAGUUAAGGUCUACCAUGCCUCAGUCAUAUGACACUAUAGUCAUAGGACUGGGUUCAGCCGGCACCACAGCUGCGUCUACGUUAGCCAGAGCUGGCAGACGAGUGCUGGCUUUGGAAGCGCAAGACAGAAUCGGUGGAAGGGUGUGGACUGUGCCCUUUGGAGACGGAUUAGUGGAGGUUGGAGCCGAAUGGAUCCAUGGGACAGGUCUCAGCAGAGUCUACGAGACUGCGUUAAAAAACAACAUAUCAGUGGUGCCCCAGGACUUAACCUUCAAUGUAUACCAGUCAGAUGGCAGUCGAGCCAACAAUGUACUGGUCAAUGAACUGUUGGAAUUUUGCUUAGAGGCUGUGGAGCACCCUCCAGAGAAACCUGAGACAUUGGGGAAGUUCCUUACUAGACAAUUAAUGGACUAUCUAAAAGAAAAGCAUCCAGAGGUACUCCAAAACCAGGAUUUCCUGGACGAAUUCCUGGAAUUGAUGAACCUGAUCAUGAACAACUAUGAGGCUUCCAACGACUGGAAUGAUGUUAGUGCACAGACAAAUUACGCUGAGUUAGCUGGUCAUCAACACAUGAGCUGGCACCGAUAUGGAUAUAAGACCUUCUUUGACAUACUGUUGAACAGAUACAACAAUGGUCCAGGUUGGCCAACCUUAGAAAUUAAACUGAACACAGAGGUGAUAAAAAUAAAAUGGCCGAAAAACUCGAUGGGUAAAGUGCAGGUUGUCUGCAAAGAUGGCACCGUAUAUACAGCUGAUAAUGUCAUAGUUACCGUUUCUGUUGGAGUGUUGAAAGAAAGACAUACAAAUCUAUUCGACCCGCCACUACCACAAAAUAAAAUACAGUCCAUAGAAAAUAUCCCCAUGGGUGUAAUGGACAAAAUCAUUUUGAGCUUCGACGACAUUGGGUUACCGAAUGGGACAUUUUUUGGGUUUUUAUGGAGGGGGGAGGAAAAGAGGAAAGUUAGUAAGGAGGAUUUUUGGACGACUAGGAUUUUCGGGUGCAGUACGCCUAUGGGUUCGAAAACAGCACUAACUUUUUGGACUAGCGGCGAAGUUGGUAAAUUGGUAGAAACGUUACCUGAGGACGUAGUUAAGAGGAAAGUGAUGGAACUCUUGAGGAAGUUUAUGGGAAAAAUUGUAACUAUAUCAGAACCGACUGGUAUGAUAAGAUCGACCUGGUAUUCGAACCCGUUCACCCGUGGCAGCUAUACAUACGACAACCUCGUAGUCACCCAGUACCCAGACGCUCGAGCGAACCUGGCGGAGCCCUUGCGAGAUGCGGCCGGGAGCCCUAGAGUCCUAUUCGCGGGUGAAGCGACAGACUCCACGCACUUCUCUACAGUUCACGGCGCAAGUGAUUCUGGGUACAGGGAAGCACAGCGGUUACUGCCCGGCAGUAAAGUUUAAAGUGUGUUGAAGAGAAUUCUAAAGUAACCUAAUCUUUUGAAGUGAAAUCUAAAGUAAACUAAUUUUUUUGGAGUGAAAUCUAAAGUAACCUAAUUUUUUUGAAGUGAAAUUUAAAGAAACCUAACCUUAUUGAAGUGAAAUAUAAAGUAACCUAACCUUUUUGAAGUGAACCUAAGCUAACCUAACCUUUUUUAAGUGAAAUCUAAAGUAACAUAACCUUUUUGAAGCAAAAUCUACUGUAACCUAACCUUUUUGAAGUGAAAUCUAAAGUAAAUUAACCUUUUGAAGCCAAAUCUAAAGUAACCUAACUCUUUGAAGCCAAAUCUAAAGUUACCUAACCUUUUGAAUCCAAAUCUAAAGUAACCUAACUUUUUGAAGCCAAAUCUAA